AAAUGGCAUGGGUGAACCGGCAAAUCAAACGAUUUAAGGGUGCGUGAAGUAUCGUCAUUGCAACUAAAUAACGAGUCUUACUUAAACUGCUGUCUCUAUUGCGCGGCCACCUCAAACAUCCAGAAAGAUACUCAAAAAACGCAGACCCACAAAAAAAUGAAACCCUCCACAAAUCGGCGCGGUUCGUCGGGGGAGUCACAGACAACGGUGCGAGCUGAUGGACCGUGAGUGUCGAGCCUCACUUAAACAGGCGUACGUGUCGACAGCGUCCAGGGUACUCAGCAGAUGGUGUGCGCCACAGGUCGGCAACAACCAGGGUCAGCCACCGUUGGUCGGCCAGGUGGUCACUUGCGUCCAACACAGGCAGCAGAGCUGAUGAAGCAUUGCAGACAUCGGCUACCUGCAUCCAAUAUAGGUAGCUGGCCGGAAGCACACAUUCAGGGACAGGCAGUAGGAUCGAGACCGGCUGGGUGGGCAGGACAGCUGAGCUGAGUCGAGUCAGUCCUGACUGAAGCGGGCAGUAGGUCCCGGAUGAUGCUGACUGGAUGAGGAAGAUGGCUGGUUCGCACCGGUCCUGACUGAGGUGUGCAGUUAUCCUAGCAGCUAGGGCCAGGCUCAGGAAGCCCACACUGAGCUGCAAGUGGAAAAAGCCCCUGAAUGCGACUGUAAACUGCUGGUUCUGCAACCAGGACACAGUCGUUCCGUAUGGCAACAGGAACUGUUGGGACUGUCCCAGCUGUGACCAGUACAAUGGUUUUCAGGAUAAUGGGGACUACAACAAGCCAAUUCCGGCCCAGUACACAGAAGACCUGAACCAUGGCGUGUUUGGCAGCAUUCCCACUCAAGUCACUCUUGGUACCAUGCAGUGGGUGAACUCGAAGAUGCUGCUUUGCAGGAAGUGCAAUCACAACCAGUCAACUAAGAUCAAGCUGCUGGCCUCUUUCAUACCAAAGGAUGAUGGGAACUACGAUGACGAGAUUGACGCUUACAAGUGUCACUUGGAGGAGCACUACAAGCUGUGCAGGCCGUGUCAGGCGGCUGUCGACUAUUACAUCAAGUAUCAGAACCGCCAGCUUAGGACUGUGCUGCUGAGCAAUAACUUCAGACGCACAAAAGAGUCCCUGAGGGGCUUCAUAAAGGGCUCCCUCGCUGCAUCGCUUCCUAUGGCGGUCGUACUGCUCAGAUGCCUCUCCUUCGUCAUUUGCGCCGUCCUGCUCGCCAUGUCUUUCUCAGUCGAUUUCCAGACGUCAAACGAAGAGCAAAAUCGUCUCCAAUCUGACGCCCGCAAUGUGUCGACCACCAACAAUGGCACCAGCGAUGGCGGCGCACAGUCAUGGCGGAGCCUGCUGGAGCUCCUUCCAGUUAUACUUGUAGACUACGCCAAGUUCUUGUGGCUCUUUGGACAAGUUAAUCAAAUAGCGGUCGUUUGUGUCGGCCUGUCAUCGUGUCUCGUUGGUCUCUUAUUAGCAGGAGCCGCCAGGUUGAGGAAAAUCGACGUCGUGUCUUCAGUGCUGUGGUUCGUGGUUUUGUGUUGGCACUUGCUGGCAGUGUAUGUUGAGGAUGACGCGUCCAGCUGGACCCCCGCAUACGUCACCACGGUGCUCUGUUGCAUCGUCAGCUUUGCCGCCGCCGUAGCGACGCACAACCCUCUGAGUCAACAAAGAGGCAGAUAUAGAAGAAACCUCACGGAUUCCUCCAUGUGCCCCUUAAGCAACCAGCCCGCUAAGCUUACUCCUGAAAUGAUCCGCUCCUUCAUCCCCACACCUCCUCCCAACAUCUUCAAGCUUAUAAACCACCAUAAGACUGCCCCAAAACCCAAGGGCUCGCUCUCUUCUCUGCCGUGCCGACUCAAGAACGUCCUCUGCCUUGGUACCAUCUCCACCUUCACAACGACAGAUUCAGGCUACUUGUUCAGUGGAAGCAGACCGGCCUCGGUCUACAAAGAUUCUCCUCCUUCAGACUACUUUUCAAUGAAGUCAUGGAGUCGCCCAUCAUCGCCCGGGCUCUCGCCGACUCCCUCGGUGGACAGCUCCGCGACGUCCAGCUCGUGUUCGGACAGACAGAGUCGUCCUCUCAUCAGCCCGGCGCGUCUCAACCUGGGCAGCCCCAAACUCAAGAUGUACUCCAACAAGACGCAGUCCACUUGCAGGUCUCCGCCAGUGUCCCCGACAAAUAUGCUCCACUCUGACCAGGCCUCCUUUUACAGCGGUCGCAACUCACCAGACAUGCCACUUUUCUCGAGCCAGAGUGAUUUGACUUCAAUAGACGACAGUUUGAAGGAGAAAGCGAGCAGCUCGUCUGAGUCUUUAACUUCACUGGUUGGCAUGACAACAGGGUUAGCAAAAAACAGCCCCACCUCACAAAAUAAGACGCGGCAGCUCUGGAUGGUGCUUUUAUUCGUCAGCCUGAGCACCAACCUGCUGUUUGCUGCUCUCUGGAUGUCCUACAACUGGACGCGAAUGGUGGACGAUGGCUCUCCCAUUCCCCUGUUCCAUGAGGUUGUCUCUACUUUGUUAGAAAGACUCAAGAAUAUCUAACACCAUAGAUGACUCCUGUUUUAGGAAUUGAGAUGAAAAUCGUCUUUUGCGUACAAGUGUUUGCUUGAAAUGUAUGGCCGCCGGUGUUGAUGUGCAAUAAUGUGCAGUUCACUGUACCUUAUCACGUGUGACAGUAAUAUAUAUAUAUAUUUUUUUGUGACACCAUUGCUCCCUUAUGGGCCGUCACCUUUUUAUUAGAGUUUACAUUGUCUGGUUGCAAUGUCAUGGUCGCCUUUUGUGCGGGCUUCCACUACUGUGGUUUAUUUUGAAUGCAGACAAGCAAAGAAAUGGAAAUUGAAUAUUGCGCUUUAGUUCAAAUCUGUCUCUGUUCUUUUGCACACUAUAAGAAUAGGUCAUAACAGCCUCAAUUUUGCAGUCGAGUCUGACGCCAGCCAUUUCGGUUAUUUCCAAGGGCCAACUUCAAAUCUGGAUAAGGCAUUGAUCUUCACAUGCAGCAUUACUUGGUUCGAUUUUCUUGCGGUGCUUUGCAAAGUGGCUUAUGAAUGUCCGCUGUGGCAGCUGGCUUGACUCGGCCGGCCACCCGCUAAUGACUACGUUUGCCAUGAGACUGACUAUGGCUGAAUACAUGCAGGAGAGUUUUCAAAUAGGUUUUGGAACGGGCCAGGCAACUCAAUUGUGUUAAUUAUUAAUUCAAUGCCCUUUUAUAAAACGGUAACUUGCAUUGUUUUAGAUAGCAUUUUGUAGACCUGGUAUAUUUGCUUUUUUUUUGUAAUUACAAAUAUGUGAGGGGGUGAUUCAGUUAUAUUUAAAUGACGUAGUAUUUACACCAAACAUCCCAUAUGUGCUGUCAGUCUAAGUAAGACAUGGGCAAACUACGGCCCGCGGGCCACAUCCGGCCCACGGGGCCGUUUAAACCGGCCCGCCAAACUUGAACAAAUUGUAUUAAUUUUUGGGGGGUCAUUUUCCCUGCAAUUACUAUGUUUUCCCAGUAGAUGGGGAAGCGCCCGCCCGCGCAUUUACUCCCGGGAGCCGUGUCAGAAAGCUUGGUGCACACUCCCAAGUGCGUGUGCGUACUCAGUAGUAUGUAGUAAUUUCAUCUAUCAGUGCCGAAUUUCGAGUGUAGGCUGUGACAUCAAUAUUCUCGUAAUUUGCGCGCUGAGUUUUCAGAUACAGUUUUACGCUAAUGCCACCCACAAACCUUCCCCUGGAAUCCUUCCAUUAAAAUGAGUGGCCCGAGGAAAACAUAUGAUGUUUUCCAAUCUUUUCAACAUUCGGCACUCAGUGGACACUGAAUGUUAAAAAAGAGUGGACAAUUUGGCUCGACUUACGUGUGUGAGAAGACGUUCAGCCACAUGAACGUCAACAAAGCCCGUCACAGAUCUAGGUUAACGAACCGACACCUCGGCUGUAGCCUAAGAAUUACCGCAACAGAUUUUACUCCAGACUAUGAUGCACUAGCAAAAAAGAGAAACCAACAAUACUAUUGAUUUCUUUAUUACUUUAUUGAGAUGUAUUCUUUCACUGAUUCUUCAAGAUGAUGUAUUUGGUCAGAAUGUUUGCCCUUGGAUGUGAUUUCGCCUCAUUAGAUAAACAUAUUUCAUAAAUCUGAUCUGCAGGCGCUGAAGUGAUGGAAAAUGUUAUUCAUCAUAACAGUGUCGUAUUUAAUAAGAAUCACUGAUAGUAGUUUUUUGGUGAAAUAUUUUUUUAAUGCUGUUAAUAAAUGCAUUUGUUUUCAAAAAGCUUUUUUAAAAUAUCCAUGCUUUAGUAUCUACUAAAAGUAAAAACCUUUUAUGCAAUGACCUUUACAUGUCGUUUAUAUUACUUCACACAAACACUACAUCCAUCUGCUUCUGGUUCGGCCCCCCGGUCAAAAUUUAGAACCCAAUUCGGCCCGCAAGUCAAAAGGUUUGCCCACCCCUGGUCUAAGUUAUGCGCAAGGUCAUUGGGUCGGAAAAAAAAAAUCUGCUCCAAAUAUUGUCUGGUGUUCAUUGGAGGGCCAUGGCUUUUUUUUUUUUUUUUUUUGCACCCCUGGUUGUAGUGCAUACUUAAUUUACAUAUCGCAUCUUAAAGGUGUUUGUUUUCCUGCCUUUCCGCAAUACAAUACUCGUAGAUUCACCUAUUUGUUGAUAUUUUUAUGGACUCUGUCAUCCAUAAGUCACUUGAAAAAUGUAACUAUUCACUGUUUUUAGGCCCUCAACAAAGCCCUGUCUAAUACAAAUGAAGUGUACAUGAUUUUUUUUUUUAUUUGAUUUUUUAUGAAACUCGAAGUGACAGGUGUUUCAUUUAGACAGCAAUGCUUUGCCACUAUUUUAUAUUAUUUUCAAAUGUAGAAACUCUAUCAGUAUGUCUUUGCUCUGUGUUUUCCCUGUAGUGUCUGUCAAGUGUUGCCAAGCUCUAACAUAAGUUGAGUGCAAGGAACUAACUCUUUUUGUAUUCUCUCAGCACCCAUUUUGGCAAGAGUUGUCUCCCUUUGAAGCGAUUAAAACACAAAAGCUGAGAUACCUUAAAAUCACCAUGUUUGGAAUUUCCUUUUGUGAAUGUUGUUGCACUUAAUUGUUGUGUUUUGUGUUUCAUUGGAAAAGAAUGAUGGCCUAAGCAGAAAUUAUAGAAAUGCAAUAUUGCACACAAAAAAUGAUGAUUCAACACUGUGUCAGCCUUGUCCCUGUGUGCGUUUAUUACCAUAAGUUUUUUUUUUGUGCAAUUUUCAUACAGUACAAAUGUAGUGGCAACCAUGUCUUGGAAGGAGCCUAAUCAUGUUACAAUGAUUAAUGACGAUCUUAAUUUAUUUAGACAUUUUGGCUGCAAAAAAAAAAAACUUUUUAAACUUUGAAAGGCUCUGGGAUGAUUUGUAUGUACUGAGUGUUGUGCGAAUAUCUUUUAUCACUGAGCAAAGUGAAGUGUACAUUUUUCCAGGUGAAUAAAAUCUAUUUUUCUCACUGUA
Molecule: messenger RNA, 5439 nt
Organism: Syngnathus typhle (broad-nosed pipefish)
Lineage: Eukaryota; Metazoa; Chordata; Actinopteri; Syngnathiformes; Syngnathidae
Gene: tmem201
Product: transmembrane protein 201
Exons: 11
Coding region: 861-2537 (558 amino acids)
Biological process (GO): nuclear migration along microtubule
Cellular component (GO): nuclear inner membrane
Molecular function (GO): actin filament binding; lamin binding
Source: RefSeq, a predicted model, not a curated record